Messenger RNA from Gadus chalcogrammus (walleye pollock), 673 nucleotides. Its product is annotated as RING finger protein 122-like. Gene Ontology annotation, molecular function: zinc ion binding; ubiquitin protein ligase activity. The record is from RefSeq and is a predicted model, not a curated record. The transcript has 7 exons. Bases 44 to 673 code for a protein of 209 amino acids. Lineage: Eukaryota; Metazoa; Chordata; Actinopteri; Gadiformes; Gadidae. Gene Ontology annotation, cellular component: endomembrane system.
CCUUGUUUGCUGUCAUGGAGUGUACCGUGUUCCCUUAAGCACAAUGUGCCCUCGGCGAGACAGGACCCGAUCGAGCAGCAGACUACAGUGUUUUACAAAACCCACUGCACUUCUGUGUUUACACUCGUCACCUCGGGACAACUUGCUGGUUUAUAUGCAUCCCGUCAAGUGGUGCAGUGGGUGUCUUUGUGGAUCUGGAAUGCAAAGCUCAGACCUCAAAUGCAACAUGACUACAGAAGACUUCUAUCACCUGCCCCUCAACAUCUAUGUCAUUAUCCUGGGCAUAGCCCUCUUCGUCUUCAUGCUCAGCCUCAUCAUCUGCUGCUACAUGUUCAGACUACGACGACAAAGCUCUAGAGAACAGUAUGGAUAUAAUCAGGUCGUUUUGAAAGAAGCAGGAAAUAAACUCCAGCUUAUUGGUCAAAUGUGCGCCGUAUGCUUGGAAGAAUUCCGCAGCCGUGAUGAACUCGGAGUGUGUCCCUGUUCCCACGCCUUCCACAAGAAGUGUCUGCUGAAGUGGUUUGAGAUCCGCAGCGUCUGCCCAAUGUGCAACAAGCCCAUCUCCCGCCUUCUGCCUGAGGCCUCAGUGCAGGGAACCCAGGCCCCCAAGACCCCCCCGAGGUCUGAUUGGAAGGAAAACAUUUUUUUUAUUACCACACAGAUAGGCCAGUGA